AUGAACAUUCGGGGCACCCCAGACCUCGGGCAGCCCAGUGUCGACCCCAGCAGUGGUGGUGAACGUGAGCGGAUUCGACAACGCAUGAAGAUGGUUAUCGGACAGCUGGAGGGCAUCCUACGGGAGCUCAAGGAAGUGGCCAAGGAGCUCAGGGAGGUGGUGAGCCAGAUAGACAAGUUAACCUCAGACUUCGAUUUUGAACUGGAGCCAGAUGACUGGACCACAGCCACUGUGAGCAGUACCUCCAGCAGCGACAAGGCCGGUGUAGGUGGCCCGUUUGACUUGGGCCACCUGGACUUCACGACAGCUGACAUCCUCUCAGACAGCUGGGAGUUCUGCUCCUUCCUGGAUGUCUCUACCCCUUCAGAUUCCAUGGAUGCCCCCGAACCAACACAACCAGGGGCUGGUUCAGACUACCGACUCAUGAACGGUGGCAUGCCCAUUCCUAAUGGGCCACGGGUGGAGACUCCAGACUCCUCCAGUGAGGAGGCCUUCAGCACCGGCCCUCUCAAGGGGCAACUGCCCCAGCGAACCCCAGGCACACGGGAGAGAGUGCGCUUCAGUGACAAAGUGCUCUACCAUGCUUUGUGCUGUGACGAUGAAGAGGGGGAUGGUGAGGAGGCAGCAGCAGAGGAGGAGGUGGGCCUGUCACCAGAGCCUCCCAAUACAGAGACCCAUGUGGGCCCCCUCAAGACCUCCCAGGCCCCCAACAAGCCAAAGCGCCCUACACUGACUGGACAAUGCUCAUUGGCCCCUGAGCAGACGCGAAGGAUCAUGAGGAACAGCAGCACCCAAACAGUGUCAGACAAGAGCACGCAGACAGUGCUUCCCUACACAGCCUCCAGACAGAAAGCCAAAGGGAAAAAUUAG
Molecule: messenger RNA, 870 nt
Organism: Pipistrellus nathusii (Nathusius's pipistrelle)
Lineage: Eukaryota; Metazoa; Chordata; Mammalia; Chiroptera; Vespertilionidae
Source: the annotation of a GenBank genome assembly